Danio rerio (zebrafish) is the source of this 1875-nucleotide messenger RNA. RefSeq names its product DET1 and DDB1 associated 1 (gene dda1). Gene Ontology annotation, biological process: protein ubiquitination; regulation of proteasomal ubiquitin-dependent protein catabolic process. The record is from RefSeq and is marked provisional. Lineage: Eukaryota; Metazoa; Chordata; Actinopteri; Cypriniformes; Danionidae.
GCUUGACAGUCUGUGAGCGCUAGCAGGAGCUGAGCUGCUGAACUGUCGCGUGUAGCUGCUGUUUACUUCAGUUUCUCGUUGUUUUCGCGCAAAUAUCUGUAUGUGUCCCUCCACACUAUUGUCAUAUUGAGUUGUGUUUGCUCUUUCUGCUUCAAUCCUCUGAUUUCUGUCAGACUUCAGGCCUGUCUGAGCACAAACACACCUUACAGGACUGAACUGACUUCACCAUGGACAAAGCAGAUUUCUUGAAAGGACUACCAGUGUAUAACAAGACAAACUUCAGCAGAUUUCAUGCGGACUCCGUAUGCAAAGCAUCGAACAGAAGACCGUCAGUGUAUCUGCCUACACGAGAGUAUCCCUCUGAACAGAUCAUCGUCACUGAGAAGACAAACAUUCUUUUGCGUUAUCUUCAUCAACAGUGGGACAAAAAGAAUGCAGCUAAAAAGCGAGAGCAGGAGCAAGCAGAAGGGGAAGGUGGCAGUCCAGCACCUCCACGCAAAAUAGCCCGGACAGACAGCCAGGAGAUGAACGAGGACUCGUAGAGCAGCCCACAAUCCAGCAGCACAAGAACGGACACAAUAAGCCCAAACACCCGCACACACCACACAGGAAUUUCAUCUCGGAAAGAAAGAAAUGGAAGAACACUUGUCUUACAGUGUGCUUUUUUUAUUUUACUGAGUGCUUCCUGAUGCAGUCAGUGUCCCUCACCCAGCACGUCUGCCCAGUGCUGAGUGUGUGUGUGGGAUUGGGGGGGGGGCAUGAUGGGUUUCCACUGCCAGCUUAAAGAUUCUACUGAACUCCGAACUGCUGGGCGAGGGGGGCGGGUACAGCGAUAUUCAACAAGCACAUAAUGAGGAGUGUCUGUUAUGAAGAGGCGUGUGAGAAUUAUCAUUUGUUUAGAAUCUAUUGCAGCUUAAACGUUUAAAAACAUCCUAGUUAUCUCCGCUAUUGCUUUCAUGAUAUGCUCCGCCACAAGCGCUCAACGCACAGGGUCUCUCUUUAAGGGAAAUUACGGAAAUGUACAGCCACGUUCGGCAGGAUUAGAUGUAGUGUUUUUGUGUUGGUAAUGUGACGAUCUUCCUAGCAGGUGCAUACUUGUGCAUGAAUGCACUGCUGGGACUGUUUAUCUGUUGUCACUGGUUGAGGAUGACAUUUUUGAUGAUAAGAUGAAAUGCAGAUAGUGACCUACAAACGUCUAUCCCGCUUACCCCUGUUGUCAUUUAAGCUUGUGUUAGUUUCAGCAGUUCUGGAGUCAGACCUUGAGACGCAGAUCAUCGACUUAAUCCGUGUGCGCUGAUUCAUUUGCGGAUCUGUUUGGCUUCUGCGUAUGAUGGAUAUUUCAUAGGUUUGAGAUUAAAAACUACUACUUUUUUUAUAUAUAUAUUUGUUUCCUGAGAUUUAAGGUGCAACUAUGCAGUUCCUCUCUUAACCUGCAGAGGGAGUCGGUGAGCUGUGGUUGUGGACGAUCGGCCUUUACACGUGGGGCUUAAUACUUUCAGCGUGCUUUGAGUCCACAACAUACCCGUAAAUACUGUUUUCACUGUGGCUGGAGACUCAUUUAGUAACUCACAGUUAAAGCAGCUGUUUCCUGGCUAAAUGUGUUGGUUUGUUCUUGUUGAAAAGAUUGACAUGUAUUGAAGCCGUCGACAUUGACAAAAAAAAAAAAAAAAGCUUGCAUGUAUUGAGGAUUUUUGGAGAUGAGGAAGCUUUGGGAAGCUGUAGUAGAGGAGCGUGCAGAGAGCAGCCCGUCUAAAUCUACCUGAAAGAGGCAAUUGCAAUUACAUCUGUGUUUGUGUGUUGUUCUUACGAAGCCUUCCCAACUUCAAUGUUCAAGGUCAACAUUUUUUUCAGAAUCAAAAUAAAAGGAGAUAAACA